Messenger RNA from Dendronephthya gigantea, 3782 nucleotides. RefSeq names its product deleted in malignant brain tumors 1 protein-like. The coding region runs from base 11 to 3622 and encodes 1203 amino acids. The record is from RefSeq and is a predicted model, not a curated record. The transcript has 13 exons. NCBI's taxonomy places the organism in Eukaryota, Metazoa, Cnidaria, Anthozoa, Malacalcyonacea, Nephtheidae. Gene Ontology annotation, cellular component: membrane.
UACAGAGGACAUGAAAUUACAACUACGGUUACAAGGACCUCUAAGUGCGAAUGGUACUGGUCGUGUUGAAGUGCUCUACAACGGACAAUGGGGAACAAUCUGUGAUGAUGGGUGGGAUUUGCAGGACGCUAGAGUUGCAUGUCGGCAACUCGGUUAUGCAGACGCAGUCGUGGAACUUGAUGGGAGCCAGGUUCCAUCUGGUUCUGGGCGUAUUUGGUUAGAUAACGUCGCCUGUACUGGCGAAGAAGAAAAUAUAGCAGAAUGUCCUAGUAAUGGUUUAGGAAAUGAAGACUGUUCACAUUCCGAAGACGCUGGAGUUGAAUGUAGCAGAACAGUUCUUGUAGAUACUCCUGUGCAACUGAGAUUACAAGGGCCGUUGAGUAAGAAUGGAACAGGUCGUGUUGAAGUAUUCUUUGCUGGAGAAUGGGGAACAGUUUGUGAUGUUGGAUGGGACAUACAAGAUGCAAAGGUUGUAUGCCGACAACUUGGUUAUCGAAAUGCCAUCAGACCUCUUCAAGGCGACCAGGCUCCCUCUGGUUCAGGGCGUAUAUGGCUACAAGAGGUUUCGUGUACUGGGGAAGAACAAAAUAUCACCAGUUGUUCGCAUCCCGGAUGGGGAAAACAAAGUUGCGAACAUUCCAAAGACGCUGGAGUAGAGUGCAGUAACGAAGAUAUACCUCCUGUGGCAAUCAGGUUACAAGGUCCUUCGAGUGAACUUGGAAAAGGUCGUGUUGAAGUAUUCUUCAACGGACAAUGGGGAACAAUUUGUGGUAAUGGUUGGGAUUUGAAUGAUGCUAGGGUUGUAUGUCGUCAACUUGGCUAUACGGAUGCAUUUAGAACACUUGGUCAGGUUCCUCCUGGUUCCGGACCUAUAUGGUUAGAUGAGCUUGAAUGUAGUGGGGAAGAACAAAAUAUAACAACAUGCUUUCAUCCCGGUUGGGGAAAUCACGAUUGCAGCCAUGCUGACAAUGCUGGAGUAGAGUGUAAAACAGCAGGUAAUGUUUUAUCACUAAGGUUAGAAGGACCAUCGAGUGUGAAUGGUAUUGGUCGCGUUGAAGUGUUAUACAAUUCGGAAUGGGGGACAAUCUGUGAUGAUUCUUGGGAUAUGAAUGAUGCUAGGGUUGUAUGUCGUCAUCUUGGUUAUCCAGGUGCCGUAAGGAGUCUUCGAGGAGGCCAGGUUUCGCCUGGUUCUGGACCUAUUUGGUUAGAUGAUGUUGAAUGUACUGGGGAAGAACAAAAUAUAGCAAAUUGUUCUUAUAAUGCUUUGGGAUUUCAUGAUUGCGACCAUUCGGAAGACGCUGGAGUUGAAUGUAGCACGACAGAUUCAUCAACGUAUGGAUCAAUUAGGUUGCAAGGCCCAUUGAGUGCAAAUGGAACAGGUCGUAUUGAAGUAUUUCAUAAUGGACAAUGGGGAACAAUCUGUGAUGACGAAUGGGAUAUAGAAGAUGCUAGGGUUGCAUGUCGUCAACUUGGUUACCAGAGUACAGUCAGAGCUCUUCAAGGGUCCCAAGUUCCUUCCGGUUUUGGCCCUAUAUGGUUAGAGAACGUCAUUUGUAGUGGCAAGGAAGAACAAUUAACAAGUUGUCCUCAUCGGGAAUGGGGAGAUCAUGAUUGCUCUCAUUCCGAAGACGCUGGAGUGGAAUGUAGUACAAGUGAUCCCUCCCCAAUGAAGACCAUCAGAUUAAAAGGGCCAUCAAGUAGCAUUGGUAAUGGUCGCAUCGAAGUCUAUCACAAUGAACAAUGGGGAACAAUCUGUGAUGAUAACUGGGAUAUCGAAGAUGCUCAGGUUGCGUGUCGUCAGCUUGGUUAUACAGAUGCUGUUCGAGCACUUCCCGGGCGUGAGGUUCCUUCUGGUUAUGGACAACCUAUAUGGCUAGAUGAAGUCAAUUGUAGUGGAGAAGAACAAGAUAUUGCAAGUUGUUCCAAUCCCGGAUGGGGGAAUACAGAUUGCGGGCAUUCGGAAGACGCUGGUGUAGAAUGUUCUUCAGUAGAAAUAAACAUAUCGGUGAGGCUAAGAGGGCCCUUAAGCGAAUCUGGUACUGGUCUUGUGGAAAUACUCUACAACAAAACCUGGGGUACCAUCUGUGAUGAUUCCUGGGAUGUAUACGACGCCAGGGUUGUAUGUCGUCAACUGGGUUAUCCAGAUGCUGUUAGUGCACUCACAGGACAUAAUCCUCCUGGCAUUGUGACAUCGGAUAUGUGGUUAGACGACGUCGAUUGCACAGGGAAUGAAGAAAAUAUAAAGCGCUGUUAUCAUCUUGGGUGGGGAAAUCAUAAUUGUGAUAGUUCAGAAAACGCUGGUGUCGUAUGCAAAAGGGAAGGCAAACCAAGAACAUUAAGGUUGCAAGGACCACUGAGUGCAAAUGGAAAAGGUCGUGUCGAAGUUCUCUACAAUGGCCAAUGGGGAACAAUCUGUAGUGAUGAAUGGAGUAUGAAGGAUGCUAAGGUUGCCUGUCGUCAACUUGGAUAUCCCGAUGCAGUCAGAUCUCUUCAUUAUUGGCAGGUCCAUUCGGGUUCUGGACCUAUAUGGUUAUCUCGUGUCAAUUGUGUUGGAGCAGAACAAAAUAUCUCAGUUUGUCCCCACGGUGGCUGGGGAGGCCAUGCUUGCUCACAUGAAGAAGAUGUUGGAGUGGAAUGUAGUUCAACAGCUCUUGUAGAUAAGCCUGUGACACUGAGAUUAAGAGGACCAUCGAGUGCAACUGGGAAAGGUCGUGUUGAAGUGUUCUACAAUGGACAAUGGGGAACAAUUUGUGAUAAUGGAUGGGACAUAAACGAAGCUAGAGUUGUAUGUCGUCAACUUGGUUAUCUUGACGCUGCGAAAGCUCUUAAAGGCGACCAAACAUCUUCAGGCACUGGUCAGAUUUGGCUACACCGUGUUGAAUGCACAGGAGUGGAAGAAAAUUUAGCUAAUUGUUCUUAUUCUGAUUGGGGGAGUGGAGAACUGCACUGCUCACAUAACAAUAACGCUGGAGUACAAUGUAUUUCAGUCGCCCCAGGUAGACCUGGUUCACUCAGGUUACAGGGACCACAAAGUGCAAAUGGAACUGGUCGUGUUGAAGUACUCCACGAUGGACAAUGGGGAACAAUUUGUGAAAAUGGAUGGGAUAUAAAUGACGCAAGGGUAGCUUGUCGUCAACUUGGUUAUCCAGAUGCUGUUAGAGCUCUUCCUUGGUACGAUGUACCUCAAGGCUCUAGGAGUGUGUGGUUGGAGGAGGUCGCUUGUACCGGAAGAGAAGAAAAUAUAAAUGGUUGUGCUCAUCCCGGAUGGGGAAAUAGUGACUGCGUGCAUGAUGAAAGCGCCGGAGUUGAAUGUAAUACAACAGUCGAUUUCUUUACCGUGUUUUUACUGGUAAACGAACAUCAUGGUGGUGUACACGUCUCUACAGAUAACUCCCAUCAGCAAGAAUAUUUCAGAAUCGAACCGACAAAAACAGUGGUGAAAAGUAAAAAAUGGAAGACAACAAAUUUGUUGGCAAUAAGUGCAGUCGAUGCUGGUACGAACCGAAAGGUUCACAUCAAUGGCCAAUCUGUUGUGUAUCUGAAACCGGCUAUUAAGAAAAAGGUUUCGUUGAACGUUCUCCUCAUCCAAGCACCGAAAUCUAUGGAACGAAGUGUUCCGUAAACUCCUAAUUGUCGAAGAUGAAGACUCAGUUAAAUUACAUUUAAUUAUUGGUAAUGAUUUUCUCAUUGUAGUUCUCAGGCGAGAUAAAUUGUACUUACUAUUAUUAGAAAUUGUGCUAAAUUAAAUUGAACUAAUUAUACGAAAGUACUGAAUUGUACUU